AUGAAACGACGUCUAAAAAUUAUACCACAACUACAAGUGCCCCAACAGUAUGAACUAUGGGAAUCGCAAGGUGCCCAUAGAGGACAGGUAGUCCUACAAUUUGAUCGUAACAAUCAUAGUCAGGUACAGUUUGAAUUGUUUGGUGAUCAACAACAACAACAUAGUAGUAGAAAAUGGAUCAUGGUCAAUUCAAAUGGCGAUAUUAUGGUCAAUGAACCAUGGGACUAUGAUCAGCUAGCUAUAAUAUUUGCCUAUUACACUAUUGUAAAAUGCAAUAGUAAGAAAAAUAAUAAAAAUAAUGAUGAUGAUGACGAUGGUCUGGCCGCUACGGCACCCGAUUUACCCGAAGUGGCCCUGAAAUCGCCGACUAAAUCGCCGACCAAAACUGGAACGCCAGCAACCGAUUAUACUAGUAUUUUAAGCAAAACUAAAACAACAGCAACAACAAAAAAGUCACAUCGGGGGGGACUGUUUGAACGUAUUUUUCAUAAGACCCCCAAAAAAUCCCAGACAAAUGAGGAUGGUGAUGUACAAUUGAAGGCAUUUGUUACCGAUGAAACGGAACAGGAGGGUUUUCUUGAGGGAAUCAAAAAUAAAUUGACAAAAGUCUGUUUCCAUAAAAGUAUCGGUUGUUUUUAUUCGCGUGAUUUCAAUGAAUCGGAACGUAUAUUACCAAUACUACCCCAAUCGCCGGAUAUUAUUAAACCAGUUUUUCACAUGUAUACACCUAAUAGCAAGAUAAUCGGCGAAACGUUAAAAUGGAAUGCUACCAUUGAUCAGCUCAGGGCUACAAAAUUUGAUGAAUCUCUGAGGACAGCAUUUAUUGUACACGGAUAUCAAAGUGGUUACGCCAUGUGGAUGGAGAAUAUGAGAGACUAUAUAUUGUAUAAAUCAAACGAUACAUACAAUGUUGUGGUUGUUGUCUGGGAAGAUGGUGCCCGAACACCUAUAUACAAUCUGGCAGCUACUAAUACACGUGUAGUCGGUGCCUGUAUCGGAUCGUUUAUCAAUAGGCUGUCCACCGCUUUUAAUACGUCAAACGAUCGAAUCUGGUUGAUAGGCCACAGUCUGGGCGCCCAUACGUGCGGUUAUGCCGGCAAACGUCUAAAAGAUCCUAAACUAUGGCGAAUUACGGCACUGGAUCCGGCAGGUGUGGCAUUUCAGUUUAACAAUAGCGUGAUGCGCCUGGAUCAUAAUGAUGCCCAGAUAGUCGAUGUUAUACAUACCGAUGCUGCACUAUCCUAUGUUGAAGGUUUCGGUAUUCACGAUACACUCGGUCAUUAUGAUUUCUAUCCAAAUGGAGGUUCAUGGCAACCUGGCUGUCCCAUAUCGCACAGUAUUGCCCGAAAGUUUACAUCGACAGUAUUUGGCGGUGAUAUUACGUGCUCACAUUCACGCGCCUGUCUAUUAAUGGUUGAUCUAGAUAAACCUGAAGAUACCUGUAAAGCAAUUGGCUAUCAGUGCGAAUCGUAUAAUACGUUUUUGGAGGGCCGGUGCGCUAACUGUGCCCAAUCUCGAUGCAAACCAAUGGGCAUUGAUCCGGAUUAUUGGUUAGACGAUAAACCAGAUCCGUCGGCAUUGAAUAAAAAAUAUUUUCUAACAACUGGCCGUUAUAUUGACUAUUGCCUUUAUCAUUAUCAAAUUGCCCUAGACAUAUCGGACAAAUCGGAUUUGGUUUCAGGCCUACUAAAUAUUACACUAAAAGUUACAAUUGACAAUCAAAGUAUCAGUAGUAGUAGUACUAGUAGU
Oppia nitens is the source of this 1749-nucleotide messenger RNA. Its product is annotated as pancreatic lipase-related protein 2-like. Gene Ontology annotation, biological process: lipid metabolic process. The record is from RefSeq and is a predicted model, not a curated record. NCBI's taxonomy places the organism in Eukaryota, Metazoa, Arthropoda, Arachnida, Sarcoptiformes, Oppiidae. The transcript is spliced from 10 exons. Gene Ontology annotation, molecular function: lipase activity. The annotation marks the transcript as partial.